This is a messenger RNA of Phyllostomus discolor (pale spear-nosed bat), 453 nucleotides long. RefSeq names its product keratin-associated protein 2-3. Gene Ontology annotation, cellular component: keratin filament. The record is from RefSeq and is a predicted model, not a curated record. Bases 55 to 453 code for a protein of 132 amino acids. The transcript has 2 exons. NCBI's taxonomy places the organism in Eukaryota, Metazoa, Chordata, Mammalia, Chiroptera, Phyllostomidae.
UGAGAACACCCAGCUCCUCUCACCAGCCCACCCAGCCCAGACCCAGACGCCACCAUGACCGGCUCCUGCUGCGGCUCCACCUGCUCCUCAGUCUGUGGGGGCGGCUGCUGCCAGCCCUGCUGCUGCCGCGACCCCUGCUGCUGCCGCCCCUGCUGCUGCCAGACCACAGUGUGCCGCCCCGUGACCUGUGUGCCCCACUGCACACGCCCCAUCUGCGAGCCCUGCCGCCGCCCCAUCUGCUGUGACCCCUGUGGGCUGCAGGAGGGCUGCUGCCGCCCCAUCACCUGCUGCCCCACGUCCUGCACGGCCGUGGUCUGCCGGCCCUGCUGCUGGGCCUCCACCUGCUGCCAGCCCAUCUGUGUGCAGGCGCCCUGCUGCCGGCCCCCCUGCUGCCAGCCCGCCCCCUGCCGCACCACCUGCAGGACCUCCCCCUGCUGCUGCUGCUGCUGCUGA